Messenger RNA from Dalotia coriaria, 1740 nucleotides. It is a transcript of the gene rush, whose product is annotated as rush hour. Gene Ontology annotation, biological process: endosome organization; endosome to lysosome transport. Gene Ontology annotation, cellular component: early endosome. NCBI's taxonomy places the organism in Eukaryota, Metazoa, Arthropoda, Insecta, Coleoptera, Staphylinidae. The coding region runs from base 354 to 1124 and encodes 256 amino acids. The record is from RefSeq and is a predicted model, not a curated record. The transcript is spliced from 5 exons. Gene Ontology annotation, molecular function: phosphatidylinositol binding; metal ion binding.
UCAGCAGAAAUACAGCAACUGCUUAUGCGAUUCUCAUUUGUCAUUGCUUAAUAGGUCAUGAGCUAGCAGCUAGUCUCGCUGGUGGGAUUCGUCAUUCGCCGUCACCACUAAAAUAACACAUCGCCGAAGUUGCGAUAAUUGAGCGAAACGCGCUUGCGAGCCAUCCCGUUGCAGUGCAUCCGCGCGAACGAGAGCUGCACACGCAGGUGGUUCGCGCAAAACACCUAACGUAACGUCAUUCGCGGACGUGCGGCCAACAAAAGUGCAAAACAAUCGCAUUACUCAGUGCGCCCGACGGCCCAACGCCUCGAUAAACAAUAUUGAAUCAACAGGAGCAAAUACAACCAGCAAUCAUGGUUGAUAGACUUGUUAACAGUGAGGCAAAUACUCGAAGGAUAACUAUGGUGGAAAAUUGUUUUGGCAGUUCAGGACAGCCUCUUGGAGUACCAGGAAGAGUGUUAGUCGGUGAAGGAGUGCUAACGAAAAUGUGCCGAAAGAAACCCAAAGCUCGUCAAUUCUUCCUCUUCAACGAUAUCCUCGUCUACGGCAAUAUAGUCAUCAACAAAAAGAAAUACAACAAACAACAUAUUAUCCCACUCGAAGAAGUGAAACUAGAAAGCUUGGAUGACGAUGAAUAUCAUAAUGGUUGGUUGAUAAGAACUGCCUCGAAAUCUUUCGCCGUCUACGCAGCGACUCAGGCGGAGAAGAAGGAGUGGAUGGCACAUAUUAAUAAAUGUAUCGAAGAGUUACUGAGGAAGAGCGGUAAGAAAGCAGUGGCUGAACACGCGGCUGUCUGGGUGCCCGAUGGAGACGCGACCACGUGUAUGCACUGUAAGCGAUCGCAGUUCACGCUGAUUAACCGAAGGCAUCACUGCCGUAAGUGCGGCGCUGUCGUGUGCGGGCCGUGCUCGAACAAGCGCUUCUUACUGCCCAGUCAAAGUUCAAAGCCGCUGCGCGUGUGUCUGCAUUGCUACGAACUGCUGACGUCCACUCACAGUGGGAAUGAUAUUAGGGGAAAUGCGGAUACUUCAGGCGAAGAGGAUACCGAUGAUGAGGAUGAUGGGCAGAAACCAAAUAUGGCGCAUGAUUUGCCAAAAUUCUACGGAGACGAUAAGAAUGAAUAAUCUCGGUGGGUUGUUGCGUUUUUCGGUUUAUUUUUAUUCAACGGGGCAACAAGUCAAUCAAAAUGAUUCUAUUUCUGUUUUAAUUCAAACAUUUACUCAAUAAUUAAUUUAAUUUAAGUUACUCGGUUAAAGUGUCUGCAUUUCUUUAGAUAAAAAUGGAAAAAUUACUCUCGAAAGUCACAUAAAGUUGCGCCGUCUGAUACUGUUAUUAUUUUAAUGGUAAUAGGGCUAUUCUGAGGUGGAAGCAGGAUGCAUCUUGAGAUUGUACUUAGAAUGCUCUAUCACAUAACGAUUCGUAACAACGCAACGUCUGCUCGGCUUCUAAAUAAAGUAACAAUAAACUAUGUUAAUCGUCGUAAUAAAAUGCGAAUGCGUCAGCUGACGGAAUCAAAAUCGGAGUUGUUUUAACAUAUUGGCCAAAUAUUUAUUUAUUUUUAUGGUUGGUUCGAUGAAGGUGCGUACUUGUAUCCGAAAUUGAUGGAAAGUCUAAUGAAGUUGAUAGUAUGUUAUUUGUAUUUACACAUUAUACAAUAAUUUAAUGUUCAUUAUGUUUCCUAAUGUUUAAUCACGCAAUUAUAAAUAAAUAGAUAAUAGAUUUAUAUAUUUUAUAACACAA